AUGCAGCUGGCAAACUCACCCUGCAAAUCACCGCCAAUCAUCGGCGCUGGUGUAGCCGGCCACCAACCUAAAUUCUCCGGCGUCAGUCCAUCAACCCUCAACCACCUCGUCAAAGACAAAAACCUCCACCAACUCUCACUACUCGACGGAGCUCGCGGCAUCGCCGCAUCGCUCAAAACAGACUCCAACGUCGGAAUCACCGGCGACGAAGAAGACCUCGCCGCCAGAAAACAAGCCUUCGGCACAAACACCUAUCCAUCUCCUCCCACUAAGACCUUCCUCCAUUUCAUACUCAAAACUUUCAAAGAUCGGGAAAUCCUCUUCCUACUAGCCUUUGCGGUUUUCUCUCUAGCCUGGUACAAAGACGGCAUCACAUUCAUUGUUGUCAUCCUCUCCAUCGCCUUCUCUGCUUUCAGUAACUUCAAACUGUGCAGACUUUUGGACAAGCCAAGCAGCAACAUAUCAGCAGAAGUUGUUAGAAACGGAAGAAGGCAAGAUGUCUCAAUCUACGAGGUCGUCGUCGGCGACAUUGUAUGCUUGAAGAUCGGAGAUCAAGUCCCUGCAGACGGCCUCUUCUUGGACGGGCACAGCCUGCGACUGGAUGAAUCAAGCAUGACUGGGGAGACUGGCCUUGUGGAUGCCAACCCUUUUCUCCUCUCCGGCACUACGGUGGCUGACGGCUAUGGAAAGAUGGUGGUUACGAGUGUCGGGAUGAACACUAUGUGGGGGGAGACGAUGAGCAAGAUGAACCAGGAUACAGACCAGGAGACGCCGCUACAGAUCCGCCUCAGCAAGAUCACUAUCACCAUAGAAAAGCUCGGUACAGCUGUGGCUUUUCUGGUUCAUGUCGUGUUGCUCAUUCGAUACAUAGCUGGAGCUGAUAAUGGGGUGAGGGGGUUUGAUGGCCCAAGGACUAAACCAGAUGAUGUGAUCAACUUUGUCGGAGGAGUUAUUGAAGAAACUGUGUCCACUGCUGUGGUUGCUACACUUGAAGGUUUGAAUCUGAAACAGACUCUCACACUCACUCAUGCCUAUUUUAUGAAGAAGAUGAUGGCUGAUCAGGCUAUGGUGAGGAACCUCUCCGCUUGCGAAACCUUGGGUUAUGCUACUGUCAUCUGUACACACAAGACAGGUACACUAACUAUGAAUAAAAUGAAGGUGACAAAGUUUUGGUUAGGGAAGCACUCCUUUGAAGGUGGACUUAACAUGGCAAGGUGUGUAUUGGAGCUGCUCCGUGAGGGGGCCGGCCUCAACACGACGGGUGGUGUGUACACGUCCCGGGAAGGGCUCGAGUUCUCUGGUAGCCCGACAGAGAAGGCGAUCCUGUCAUGGGCUGUGGCGGAUCUGGGGAUGGAUAUGGAAGAAGUUAAGAGUGGUUGUGAGAUCCUUGAAGUGGAGGCAUUCAAAUCGGAGAUGAAGAGGAGUGGUGUUUUGAUGAAGAGAGAUCAUGAAUUUCAUGUGCAUUGGAAAGGAGCUGCGGAGGUGAUCCUUGCUAUGUGCUCACACUACUAUGAUUUGGAUGGUAACAAAAAUGAUAUGAGUGAUGAAGAGAGAUUGCAAUUUAAUCAUAUUAUUCAAGGCAUGUCUGCUUCUAGCCUUAGGUGCAUUGCAUUUGCACAUAAACAGCUCUCUAAUUCCGAGUGCGAUGAGGUGAAGAAAAUUCAAGAAGAUAACAUGGUUCUACUAGGCUUAGUUGGGCUAAAAGAUCCAUACCGGCCUGAUGUGAAGCAGGAAGUGGAAGAUUGCCAGAAUGCAGGUGUGGAUGUGAAGAUGAUCACCGGCGACAACGUGUUCACAGCCAAGGCUGUAGCCACAGAGUGUGGCAUACUCCGUCCAGGCCAAGAUCAAGACGGAUGUGUAGUUGAAGGAGUUGAGUUCCGCAGCUACGCAGAAGAGGAGCGGAUGAAGAGAGUCGAGGCCAUCCGUGUGAUGGCCAGAUCCUCCCCAAUGGACAAGCUCCUAAUGGUGCAGUGCUUGAAAAAGAGAGAUCUUGUUGUGGCAGUCACAGGACACGGCACACACGAUGCACAGGCGCUGAAAGAGGCCGACAUAGGCCUGUCGAUGGGGAUCCAAAGCACAGAGGUGGCGAAGAAGAGCUCUGAUAUAGUGAUCAUGGACAACAACUUCACAUCUGUGGUGACAGUGUUCAAAUGGGAGAGGUGUGUUUACAACAACAUACAGAAGUUCAUUCAGUUUAAACUGACAGCUGAUAUUGCAGCACUGACCAUCGAAAGUGUGGUGGCGGUCUCGUCUGGGAAGAUGCCUCUGGCGGUGGUGCAGCUGUUGUGGGUGAAUCUGAUCAUGAAUACCCUCGGCCUCGGGGGGCUGGCUCUUGCCACGGAGAAGCUGACAAGGGAUCAGCUAAUGGAGAGACGGCCCGUGGGGCGACAUGAGCCGUUGAUCAGUAAAGUGAUGUGGAGGAAUCUGAUGGCUCAGGCUGUGUACCAGAUUGUGGUGUUGUUGGUGCUGCAGUUUAGAGGAGAGGGUCUGCUUGGGGUUAGUGAGGGGGUGAAAAAUACCAUGAUCUUUAAUACGUUUGUGUUGUGCCAGGUGUUUAAUGUAUUCAAUGCAAGGAAGCUUGAGAAGAGGAAUGUGUUUGAAGGGUUGCAUAAGAACAAGUUGUUUGUGGGGAUUGUUGGAGUGACACUGGUUCUUCAAGCUUUGAUGGUGGAGUUGUUGAAUAAGUUUGCCGAUACAGAGAGGCUGAGUUUAGAAGAGUGGGGGAUUUGUGUGGGAAUUGGGGCACUUUCAUGGCCUAUUGCUUGGCUUGUGAAGCUUAUACCGUUUCCCGAUGAAACGGUUGGAGGAACGACCGACCCCACUGCCCGCCCAUAA
This is a messenger RNA of Salvia hispanica, 2835 nucleotides long. NCBI's taxonomy places the organism in Eukaryota, Viridiplantae, Streptophyta, Magnoliopsida, Lamiales, Lamiaceae. The record is from RefSeq and is a predicted model, not a curated record.